GCCCUGUCCUUAAAUGUUGAGUGAACAUUUUUGAGCUGUAGAUGGUAAAUCAUGUAAAGAAAGACAAAAUGAUGAAUAAAAUGUAAAAUAAAUUAUAAAUUUUUCACCUGAUUUUUUCAAUUCAAUGCAUUUUUCACCCUAUUUUUCUAUUACAUUGAUGUUUAUGAGCUCCACUUGCGCCAUUUUCACCUGACAUAUUUUGCUUACCUGAAGGAUAUAAUAUGGCAAAACUGGCUCAUCUGACUCCACUCUUUCCUAUAUAUGCGCUGUAAAAACGAAUAAGAGGGCCCAAUGUAGAAUAGUUAAGUAACAAGUUUCACAUUUUUUGAGUUACAGUGUCUGUAUAAAAAUUAUUCACCCCCUUGGAUGUUUUACCCUUUAAUUGAUUUUAUAAAUCAGUCAUGGCCAAUAUUAUUUGGUGUUUAGUCAAAAAAGCCCUUUGAUGUCAGAUUAAUGUUAACUAAACAAAAUUAUGUAUGUGCAGUAAAAUAAGUGACUGGAUAAAUAUUCACCCCCUUCAAGUCAGUAUUUAGUAGAGUACCUUUGGCUGCAAUCACAGCACUGAGUCUGUGUGGAUAGGUCUCAGUCAAGCUAGCACGACUGGACACUGCUUCAUUCUCCUGUGGAAAACUGCUCAAGCUCUGUCAGGCUGCAUGGAAAUUGUGCAUAAACGGCCCUUUUUAAGUCCAGCCACAAAUUCUCUAUUGGAUUGAGAUCUGGGCUUUGACCCGGCCACUCUAGAACAUUCUCCUUGUUGUCUUUGAACCAUUUCUAUGUAGCUUUCACUGUAUGCUACAGGUUAUCAUUUUGCUGGAAAAUAAAAAUUCUUCCAAACCAUAGUUGUCUUGCAGACUACAUAAGAUUGUCAUCCAAGAUUUUCCUCUAUUUCGCUGCAUUCAUUUGACCUUCUACCUUUUCAGGCUUUCCAGAGUGGGCUUCUGAGAAGCAUCCCCACUACAUGAUGCUGCCACAUAUUAUUAAAGUGAUUGACUUAUAAAAUCAAUAAAAGGGUAAAACAUCCAAGGGGGUUAAUACUUUUUAUAGGCACUGUAAUCCUUUGAGCACACACUCUAGAUAACUCAGCCGAACUGUGAAACCACACACAAGAUCUCACAGAAUCUCACAUGAUGAAACUUGACUUCAAAAGAAAAACAAACAUGGAAGACUAUUGAAAUCCUCGGCUGGCUGUCCUGACGUGUUUUGCAGCAAAAAUCAGAAGACAAGACAAUCAGAAGACUGGUACUGCGACCUGGCCUGCUCGCUCUCAUUGGUUGUUGUGGGUAAUUCAUUGGAGGCAUUAAAACAUAACCUCAUGAAUAUCAGGUGUGUAUGAUAUUAAUGUUUAUGGGUCUCUUGGCCCAAUUUGGGACAGUUAAAUAAUCAUGUUGGCAUGACACACAAAAGGAGUAUUCAGACAAAUUGUUUGUGAUGAACCUCCACUCUGGAUACCCUCCAGUGAUCAUCAGAGGAGGUAAAUCUGGAUUUAACAUAGAGUAGUGUGUGACUAGCCUUUGGAGAGGUUUUUCUUUGUUUGUUUCAAUGACAAAAAUAUUUUCUUAGAUUUUGGAGGCCACAUACAAUACUUUAAUAUAGACCAAGCAAUCCUAAACUGGAGAACUUCAUGCAAUGACACUGCAUGUGCAUAUGCUAGCUGUAAUCACAGCAGAUCAUAGAACAGCUGUAUAGAUCAAGUGUUGACCCUUUUGAUCAGUCCAUUGUCCUAAUGUUUGAGUCUGGUACGGGACAGUGACCAGUGCCAGGGUAAGACUGGUCCAUCUUUAGUUCAAAUAUGUGCAUUAAAUUGGUAAAAAUGCACAUACUUUUGUAAAAUAGGUCAAAGCAGAACAUUGUAAGUCUUUAAAGUGGACAUACAAUGGGGAAUCAUUCCUGUGAUUGAUUGGCUAUCUGUCCAGGGUUUGAUUGUCCUCUGGUUAAAAGACAGCUGGGAUCAGCUCCAGCCUCCAUGACCCAUGACAUUGUGAAAGUAAGCAACCUUAAAUUUUGCAUCACUUGUUUAGUUUUCAUGAAUACGUUGGAGAUGAUUUAUACUUCCACUGAGAACUGAUUAACUGCUCAGGCAGUUGUUCAUUACAUGACACAUAAGUGGUGAAUAUAAAAGCAUCUGACAACAGAGCACAUGGGCUUAAAAGGUGAAUUUGGUCCAGACAGAGGCUUUGGAUAUGCUGAAUAAAAUAUGUGCAGAAAAAGAGAAGCAUGUGGAGGUGGAGGAGAGAGGACACUGGGAAAAGAAGGUGGAGUUCCUCCUGGCAGUGGCGGGUAACGUCGUCGGUCUGGGUAACGUCUGGAGAUUUCCUUACCUGUGCUACAAAAAUGGAGGAGGAGCGUUCCUGGUGCCGUAUCUUGUGUUUGUGGUGACGUGUGGCGUACCUCUGUUUCUGCUGGAGACCACCAUGGGUCAGUACACCCAGGAGGGAAGCAUCACCUGCUGGAGGAAACUCUGUCCACUGGCAGAAGGUAUCGGCUAUGGAGGCCUGCUGAUCCUCCUCUAUGGCUGUAUGACCUACUCCAUUAUUCUGUCCUGGGCUUUGCUCUUUCUGGUGUUCUCCUUCAGCUCAACGCUCCCCUGGGCCAGCUGCAACAACUACUGGAACACAGAUGACUGUGUCGACUUCUCAGCUCAUAAUAGCUCUGCUGAAUGGACCAACCACACAAAUGCAACCUCUGCUGCUACAGAGUUCUGGGAAAGACGAGUGCUCGCCAUUUCAGGAGGGAUUGAGGAGAUGGGAAGCAUCAGGUGGGAGAUACUGCUGUGCCUGAUUGUCAUGUGGAUCAUUUGUUACUUCUGUAUCUGGAAAGGAGUCAAGUCUACUGGAAAGGUGGUGUAUUUCACUGCUACAUUCCCCUAUGUGAUGCUGCUCAUCCUUCUGAUCCGUGGACUCUCUCUUCCUGGGGCUCUACAGGGGGUCUUAUUUUAUCUCAUGCCUGAACCCUCGCGGCUUGCAGACCCUCAGGUGUGGAUGGAGGCGGGGGCUCAGAUUUUCUUCUCAUAUAGCUUGGGUGUGGGCUGCAUUACUGUUCUGGGCAGCUACAACUCCUACACCAACAACUGCUAUAAGGACUGUCUCUGGCUGUCUUUGCUGAACAGUGGCACGAGCAUGGUUGCAGGGUUUGCUGUCUUCUCUGUGCUGGGAUUCAUGGCCCAUGAGCAGGGGGUUCCAAUAAGUCAGGUGGCCGAGUCAGGUCCGGGGUUGGCAUUCGUCGCGUACCCUCAGGCUGUAGCCCUGAUGCCUCUGCCCCAGCUGUGGUCCGUCUGUUUCUUUGUCAUGCUCAUUCUCCUGGGUGUGGACACAAUAUUCAUUUCCAUAGAGGUGGUGAUAACGUCGAUCAUAGACAUGUUUCCCACCAUCCUGAGAAGAGCGGGCAGACGAGAGCUGUUACUUCUCUCCUUCUGUCUCCUCUGUUUCUGCUCUCAGCUUGUCAUGAUUACUGAGGCAGGGAUGUAUGUGUUUCAGAUGUUUGACUACUAUGCUGUAAACGGAGCCUGCAUCUUUUUUCUCUGUGUGUUUGAAAGCCUGGCACUGGGAUGGAUAUUUGCCAUAAUCUGAAAUUCCAACCCAACCCUGCCCAAGAAUGUACACAUUCACUUCCAGCCCGGCCAGUCCCAUGACAG
Molecule: messenger RNA, 3631 nt
Organism: Cheilinus undulatus (humphead wrasse)
Lineage: Eukaryota; Metazoa; Chordata; Actinopteri; Labriformes; Labridae
Product: sodium- and chloride-dependent GABA transporter 2-like
Exons: 12
Coding region: 2181-3566 (461 amino acids)
Biological process (GO): sodium ion transmembrane transport
Cellular component (GO): membrane
Source: RefSeq, a predicted model, not a curated record